This is a messenger RNA of Larimichthys crocea (large yellow croaker), 4251 nucleotides long. It is a transcript of the gene stk17a, whose product is annotated as serine/threonine kinase 17a. NCBI's taxonomy places the organism in Eukaryota, Metazoa, Chordata, Actinopteri, Sciaenidae. Gene Ontology annotation, cellular component: nucleus. The coding region runs from base 452 to 1735 and encodes 427 amino acids. Gene Ontology annotation, molecular function: ATP binding; protein serine/threonine kinase activity. The transcript has 7 exons. The record is from RefSeq and is a predicted model, not a curated record. Gene Ontology annotation, biological process: protein phosphorylation; intracellular signal transduction; positive regulation of apoptotic process.
UCAUCAUUUAUUUAUUUAACACUGGCUCACUCUGAACAAUGCCGUGUCCGUUUUUUUUAUGGUGAAUGAGGCAGAAAGCACAACCCUCCGCUGUCGGUUCAUCUAAUUGGCCAGUACGCCUGUCAAUCAACACAGGCUUCCAUGGUAACUGAAAGCACAGCUCCAGUCCGGUUUGUCAGAGGAGUAAAUGAGGAGCGCGCACGGCAGACAGCCAGUCACUGACUGAAUAUUCAAAAUGAGCUUAUCACUCGUCAUAUUUGAUAGAAUAUUAAACUGUCCGGAUGAUUCGAACUCUUCUGCCGUCAAACAGUGAUAUUUCUGUCGCACGAAUGUUUUCUGAAGUCGUCGUUCAGCGUUUCAUCGUUAGUGUAGUUUAAUAUCAGUGUGCCGCCGUGUGUGAAAAGUUCUCUGGACUUCAGCUCGAACGACCGCUCCAAUUUAAAACGACGCCAUGAUUCCCGAAUGUCCACGCGCCGGGGAGUCGAGAAGCCGUGCCCGUUUCCAGCACAGCCCGGCAGCCGAACCGAGCCAGAACCGCAGCGCCAGCGGCUUGUUGUCCGAAAUCCAAACCAGCGUGAACAGCGAACCUUUCACCGACCACUACACCAUCAUCCCCGGGAAAGAGCUCGGCAGGGGGAAGUUUGCUGUGGUCAGAAAGUGUGUGGAGAAAUGCACGGGUCACGAGUAUGCUGCAAAGUUCAUGAGGAAGAGACGGAAAGGCCAAGACUGCCGGAUGGAGAUCAUCCAUGAGAUUGCCGUGCUUGAGUUGGCCACAGCCAGCUCCCGGGUCGUCAACCUCCACCAGGUCUACGAGAUGGCUUCUGAGAUGGUGCUGGUCCUGGAAUUCGCGGCUGGAGGUGAGAUCUUCAACCAGUGUGUGGCAGAUCGGGAGGACGAGGCCUUCAGCGAGGAGGACGUGAAGAGGCUCAUGAGGCAGAUCCUGGAGGGGGUCUCCUUCCUCCACCAGAACAACGUAGUCCACCUCGACCUGAAGCCUCAGAACAUCCUGCUGACCAGCAGCUCUCCUCUGGGUGACAUUAAGAUCGUGGACUUUGGUCUGUCCAGGAUGGUCAGCAGCCACCAGGAGCUCAGAGAGAUCAUGGGAACUCCGGAGUAUGUUGCUCCGGAGAUUCUAAAUUAUGAGCCUAUAAGCACAGCAACAGAUAUGUGGAGUAUCGGUGUUUUGGCCUACGUGAUGCUGACAGGAAUCUCUCCAUUCCUGGGCGAGGACAAGCAGGAGACGUUUCUCAACAUCUCCCAGCUCAAUGUGAGCUACACCGAAGAGGAGCUGCAGCAGCUGGACCAGGCCGCCGUGUCCUUCAUCCAGACGCUGCUCCGCAAACAACCACAGGAUCGGGCCACAGCAGAGCAGUGCCUCAAACACCCUUGGCUUCAUCAGUCCUCAGAGCCUCAGGAAACCCAGCCGGUGGAGGAGAUCCUACCAGCGGAGGACCAGGCAUCCGGCUCCACCACCAGCAGCUCCACCAGUAGCCCUGAACCUCCCGGGAGCACGACUACAGCUGAGGAGGACAACGAAGAGGAAGAAGGGGAAGGUCCGCUGACGGAGGAGCUGAUAGUCAUGGCUGCCUACACCCUGGGUCAGUGCCGCCAGUCCUCCGCCUCCACCUCAGAGAAGGAGGUCCUGGCUGCCGAGCAGAAGGCCAUCUCCAAACGCUUCAAGUUCGAGGAGCCCUUCAGUGCCCUGCAGGAGGUCCCCGGAGAGUUCAUCUACUGACCCCACCCACCACACGACAAUACUGUCUGAGGAGGAAGAGUUAGUGUUGUCAUGGUAACAAACAUAGGCCUUCUGAUUAUACAAACUCCCCUCCAUAGAUACUGUGUUUGUAUAAUCAGAUGCUGUUCCACAGUCGAUCUGAUGUUAUUUAAGCAGCUGGGUUUUAAGUGCAUUUUUAAGUACCUGCUCUCGUUUUUCUCCCAUAAUGCAUCACCCAAGUAGCCCACCCCCUAAAGCACAAUAGGUUCAUGUCUCUUGUGUUUCAUUUGGUUUGCUUUUGUUUGACCCACCCACAUCUCUACCCUAAACAUGAACAGUUUGACACACUGAGAUAUUUCCCCAAGUUCCAGUAGAGCUUAGAGAAUUUGAGAUAUUGAUUGAGAUUGAAAGUUGAUUUUUGAACAGUCUCAUCACAAAGUGUUUGUGGAGCUUUUGAUCAGGUCACACAGGCUUCUUCAUGUGGAGUUUGUCCAGUUUUAUUAAAAAAAAAAGAGAAAUAACUUAAAAGUUAUAACUAAAAGGCCUCUGCUGAAAGAGAUUGCGUGAUUAUCAAAAGCUCCAGAAGCUACUAAAUGGACCAGAAUGAGCCACUAGACUGACACAGACAGCACACAAGUGCUUGAGUGUACACACUGUAUGAGAAUAUGUAUUCUCUUUACACACACUCUGAGCUGUACAUUGUGCUCUGGAUGAGGAGGUUCUGAGCCUUUGUGUCAUUCAAUACAAGCGUUUAAUAAUAUUAUAAUAAUAAUAAUCUUCAACAUUAAAUAUUCAUGACAUGUAGAGCAGCAAUCAAACUUAAAGUUCAUUAGUUGUUCUAAGUUGAACAGUCAUUACCUCAGCUAACCUGUGCGGUCAGGACUGUGAUGGUGUGCUUUGAUUGGCGUGGUCCGGCAGUUUAAUCUAACAACUUCACAACUGUCAUCACAUUUAGUUUUAAUGAAGAGAAAUCCUAGUUGGGGCUGUGGAUGCAUUAUAUGAACUGAGACAGAGUUUCACUCAAAGGUCCAGUGUGUAAGAUUAGAGAGUGUUGACAGAAAUGGAAUGUAAUAUUCAUAACUUUGUCUUUAUUAGUGUAGAAUCACCUGAAAAUGAGAUUUAUGUGUAUGUUGCUGUAGAAUGAGCGGGUCCUCUUCAAUGAAGUCCGCCAUGUUGAACCACCAUGUUUCCACAGUGCCCAGAAAGGACAAACCAGACACUGAAGUUUCACAGCCACUGUAGUUUCUCCAUGGUUAAAACAAGAGAUCGAGGUGAGGGGUAUUCUACAAAUUCUACACACUGGACCUUUUAAAGGUGGAGUAAGUGGUUCAAGAGAAAUCCAAAAGAAGCCAGCAGACCAGCUCCAGACAACACUCACAACUCCUCUGCCUACAGCUAACAUCACAACAGCAAAGUGAGCUGAAUGUCUGUAUGCAACGUCUUUAACCUUUAAUGCUCAUUUGAAGGGCAGGACUGUGUACAAACACCACAUUUAAACACAGUCCUGUAGACUUGGAUUAAAUCACUUACAUGUCCUUGGAAUGAAAACUGCUCGCAGAGCCAAAAAGCCUUUUCUGGCUUCCAGGUUUACUUGGCCGUUGUGAAGCUCUCUGAGCAUGCUCGUAGACUUUACAUUAGACGUCACAUUUGUUUAAGCUCUUUUCUCGACUCUGUUAAACCUUCCUGGUUUUAGUUGGAGGUGUCCACUGGCACCAUCAGACUGUUGACAGGACAUCACAAUUAGAAAUGUUUGUUCAUCACUCAUAUUAAGAGAAUUGUUUUCAGGACCUUUAAUCAGAAUGAGGAUGUAUGAGUCAGGCUUCAGUUCUAAUCCUGAUCCAGCAGUUUGAGCUCAGCUCUUCUGUGAGCUUUUAGCACUUAGAAGGACAUGAUUGAACCACCAUGUUCUGAUUACGAGGCGAAGGGCAUUCUGGUAGUCCAGACAUUUACUAAUGAAGACACAGACAAACAAAGUGAAGUCGAGAGAAACAGACAAACGAACUCCUUCCACAGUCAGUGGGUGAAUAACACACACACUUUGAGCAGUAACUCGCUUUCUUUCAUGAUUUUUGGAUUCAGUAGCCAAGCCUUCAUUUCAGUCCAUUUCCUCGUCCAUGCUGCUUCCCUCUGACCAGAGCCAGCUCCCGAUCUCUCACCACGUUUGUAUACUGUCUGUUUGUGUAUUUGGUGCCAUGCAUGGAGAAAUUAUUUGAUUCUUUUUUAAUUAUUAUUAUUAUUAUUUCAGGUGUUUCUGUUGAAUAUUGCAGAUAUCUCUGAGAGUUUUCUCACUCUGUGUACAUAAUGCCAUGUGUUGUUUUGAAGAGGUCCAUUCAUCAGUACUGUUUAAACUCUCACUUUGCUGACUGACAGCGUGGUUCAGGUCUCUCUGAUGCAAUAAACACAAAUGAUUUGAAACUGUACAUGUAGACACUUCCAGUGGGUCUGUACUGUAAAUUUAUGUUUAUGAAACGAUAAGCUCUGUUACUAUGGCAACAGAUUUGUACAUUGAUGUCUCGUACUGUAAAUAAACAAUUAAA